AAGAAUGCUUCGUGGACAAAAUUCUCACUUAGUACGUUCAGACCAAAAGAGCGAUUUGACUGGUUUAACCGAUUCCAAAAUUAAUUAUCGACCGUGGUACCACUUCUCUUCAAUGUCCAUUAUGCACAAAUGUUUGUUAAUUAUGGCUGUAUGUUUUUCUUCUUUAAUGGUUGUUGCAAUUGUUGGUGAUAGUAAAGAGCAUAUUGAGCUGCCUAAUGUUACUAGUGGAUUUACUGAAGACGACAUCAGAAAACUUCUUUUCUCCUCGUUUGAUUCUAACAAAAUGACAGACACAUUGAGAAUGGUAACACAACAACCUCACCAGGCUGGUACAGAAGAGAAUAGGCGUGUUGGGCAAAAGUUGGCAGAAUUAUGGAAACAGAAUGGAUUGGAAAAGGUUCGAUUGAUGGAAUAUGAUGUUUUGCUUUCUUAUCCAAACUGGACAAAUCCAAAUAAAGUAACUGUUCUUGGGGAGGAUGGAAAAGUGUUGUUCCAAUCAACUGGCCUCAGUCCUGACUUGACACCUAAAAAUGAAGACUCCUCUUUAAAUCAAGAAGAUUCCUAUCGUGCUGCUAUACAAUGGCUGGCAUACAGUGCGAAUGGAACAACUGAAAGUGAACCUGUCUACUGUCAUUAUGGACAACCUAAGGAUUUUGAACGGUUGGAAAAGGAAUUUGGAAUUUCAAGUCUGCAUGGCAAAAUUGCAAUAAUUCGUUAUGGACUAGACUACCGUGGUGAUAAAGUAAAACAUGCAGCCGCAAGGGGUGCUGGUGCUGUUAUAAUAUUUUCUGAUCCUGUAGAAGUUGCUGGGCAAGGGCCUGAAGCGGGUAAAAGAAAUUUAGAAUUUUUUUAAUUUUUGAAAAAGUCUUUCCUCAAACUGAUUUACUUCCACCGAAUGGGGUACAACGUGGUUCUAUACUCGAAAAAGAUGGAGAUGUGUUAUCUGG
Messenger RNA from Meloidogyne enterolobii, 947 nucleotides. The record is from the annotation of a GenBank genome assembly. Lineage: Eukaryota; Metazoa; Nematoda; Chromadorea; Rhabditida; Meloidogynidae.